AUGACCUCUCUGCAUUACGCCGCAUCGAUCCCGAGCCUCCGCCUCUUAAGCAAGUGCAAGAGCAUCGAUUCACUGCGGAAAGCUCACACGAUCUUAACUAGGAAUGGACUCAUGUCUGACAUCUCUCGUGCAACAAAGCUCCUGUUAUCACCAGAACAGAACAGAGAGAGUUUCGAAGUCGUAAAGUUUCAAGUUCUUCACUACCAAGUUGGGCAGAAGUAUGAGCCUCACUAUGAUUAUUUCUUAGAUGAGUUCAACACCAAGAACGGUGGACAACGUAUAGUUACUGUACUUAUGUACCUCUCGGAUGUUGAUGACGGUGGCGAGACAGUGUUCCCUGCUGCGAAAGGAAACAUUAGUGCAGUCCAAUGGUGGAACGAGCUAUCGAAAUGUGGGAAAGAAGGACUCUAUGUUCUACCAAAGAAGAGAGAUGCUUUACUUUUCUGGAACAUGAGGCAUGAUGCUUCUCUAGACCCUUCCAAUUUAAACGCUGAAGAGAUUCAACCACCACAAAAAAAAACUCGCUUUUUCUUUCACUUAAAAUGGAUGUCCAGUGGUGAAAGGAAACAAUUGGUCAUCACGAAAUGGUUCCACGUCCACGAGUUCAAAGUCUAA
This is a messenger RNA of Raphanus sativus (radish), 615 nucleotides long. RefSeq names its product prolyl 4-hydroxylase 5-like. Gene Ontology annotation, molecular function: iron ion binding; procollagen-proline 4-dioxygenase activity; L-ascorbic acid binding. Lineage: Eukaryota; Viridiplantae; Streptophyta; Magnoliopsida; Brassicales; Brassicaceae. Gene Ontology annotation, cellular component: endoplasmic reticulum. The record is from RefSeq and is a predicted model, not a curated record. Bases 1 to 615 code for a protein of 204 amino acids. Gene Ontology annotation, biological process: peptidyl-proline hydroxylation to 4-hydroxy-L-proline. The transcript has 4 exons.